ACCACACGCUGAUGAAAUCGCUAGUAAUGUUUACGUCUAUACAUACCUAAACACCACUCAUAAUGUCGGUUUUAAGCCAAUGUUUUGCCACUUUACGUUCAUCGGAUUCUUCGAGGACGAGGCUGACUUUCCGCCGGUUGUUUCGGUGUUAUUAUCACCGUCGUUUAACACUGUCCGGACUCCGUACAGAUGUUUUUUGCAGACCUCCAGGACCCGCAACGACCACAGCCAGGACGGGCCUUCUGACCUCACACGACCAGCGUACGGUUCAUACUUUGUUACCCGCUGACAGAUGUGAAGCUCAUCUUUGUAGCUGUCGAGGAUUCUCAACUUCACCGAGUAUCAGAAGUGACGCCAUUGGGCAGAUCCAGUCAAAACAUUAUCACCUCAUUUACACAUGCAAGGUUUGCUCUACCAGGUCCACGCAGAAGAUAUCCAAGCAGGCUUAUCACAAAGGUGUUGUGAUAGUGACAUGUCCAGGAUGUAAGAAUCACCAUAUCAUCGCUGAUAACCUCAAGUGGUUCUCUGACCUGGAAGGGAAGAGAAACAUUGAAGAAAUCCUCGCUGCCAAAGGAGAGACUGUGAAGAGGGUUGAAGGAAGUGCUGCUUUGGAGAUUGUGAUGGAUGAAUCCAGGAAAGAUGAGUCAGAGCGUGGUGAAGACAAAGAGAAAUCAAACAAUGACCCAGAAAAACAAUAAUGCUGUAUUUAUACUGUGUAUAUGUAUAUUGUAAGAUGUUUAUAUUUUUAAUUUCAUGAUAAAGACAAAUCAAUCACCAGUGUAUUUGUUGUCAUGGAUUCUGAGCAAUGAUUAGGGAAAUGAGUGAGACUAGCUUUUAAUAGCAGUGGCAAGAACUAUAAUCCCA
Chelmon rostratus (copperband butterflyfish) is the source of this 864-nucleotide messenger RNA. RefSeq names its product DNL-type zinc finger (gene dnlz). The record is from RefSeq and is a predicted model, not a curated record. Gene Ontology annotation, molecular function: protein-folding chaperone binding; zinc ion binding. Gene Ontology annotation, biological process: protein folding; protein import into mitochondrial matrix; protein stabilization. Gene Ontology annotation, cellular component: mitochondrion. Lineage: Eukaryota; Metazoa; Chordata; Actinopteri; Chaetodontiformes; Chaetodontidae. The transcript has 3 exons. Bases 63 to 698 code for a protein of 211 amino acids.